Messenger RNA from Molossus molossus (Pallas's mastiff bat), 940 nucleotides. RefSeq names its product myosin light chain 4 (gene MYL4). The transcript is spliced from 8 exons. Gene Ontology annotation, molecular function: calcium ion binding. NCBI's taxonomy places the organism in Eukaryota, Metazoa, Chordata, Mammalia, Chiroptera, Molossidae. The coding region runs from base 165 to 752 and encodes 195 amino acids. The record is from RefSeq and is a predicted model, not a curated record. Gene Ontology annotation, cellular component: myosin II complex.
GUGUGAGGGUUAUCAACUGCUCAAGGCAGCUCAUCUCUCUGGCUGGAUGCUGGCAUUUUUGAGAGGGCCUGUUUUCCCAGCCCCUCUGGGUUUGCACCCAUUGGCAGGAAGGGGUCAGCCUGUUCCAGAGGCACCACCUCCACCGAAGAUCCCAACAAGGCAACAUGCCUCCGAAGAAGCCUGAGCCUAAGAAAGAAGCGGCCAAGGCAGCCCCAGCCCCUGCCCCAGCCCCUGCCCCUGCCCCAGCUCCUGAGCCUCCCAAGGAGCCUGCCUUUGACCCCAAGAGUGUAAAGAUAGACUUCACUGCUGACCAGAUUGAAGAGUUCAAAGAGGCUUUUUCGCUGUUUGAUCGGACCCCGACUGGAGACAUGAAGAUCACCUACGGGCAGUGUGGGGACGUGCUGCGGGCGCUGGGCCAGAACCCCACCAACGCCGAGGUGCUGCGCGUCCUGGGCAAGCCCAAGCCUGAAGAGAUGAAUGCCAAGAUGCUGGACUUUGAGACGUUCCUACCCAUCCUGCAGCACAUCUCCCGUAACAAGGAGCAGGGCACCUACGAGGACUUCGUGGAGGGGCUGCGUGUGUUCGACAAGGAGAGCAACGGCACAGUCAUGGGCGCUGAGCUUCGCCAUGUCCUUGCCACCCUGGGAGAGAAGAUGACUGAGGCGGAAGUGGAGCAGCUGUUAGCUGGGCAAGAGGAUGCCAAUGGCUGCAUCAAUUACGAAGCAUUUGUCAAGCACAUCAUGUCUGGGUGAAGCAGGCCCCUCCAGGGCGCCUAGUCCUUGGACCUAGCCUGUCCAGUGUGAGUCAGUGAGAGGCCCAGAGUGACUGAGCUGGAGUAGGCGUCCUGGACUUAACACUGCCCUACAGCCCGAGGACCUCAUGGGCCCAUAGCCCUCCCUGCAAAUAAACAGCUCCAGCAAGGCUGGGCUGCGUUCCCUGA